AUGCAAUUGACGUUCAACCCCCCCGAAGAAGUCGUUCAGAACGCAGCACGCGGGCACAUCGCUUCAACUGAACAAACCGUCAUUAGAACAGCGGAUGGCCGGCCAGUGUGGGACCUUCGCGAGUACGAUUUCCUGCGAUCAGACGAAUGCCCGAGUACGGUGGCACCGAUGCUAUGGCGUCAGGCUCAACUGUGUCUCCCUCAUGGACUUUUCCUGGUCAGCGAAGGAAUCUAUCAGAUUCGAGGACUGGACGCGUCAAAUAUGACGAUCGUCGAGGGUGAUCAGGGGAUCAUUGUAAUCGAUGCUCUCAUGUCCAUAGAGACAGCCGCUGAGGGCAUGCAACUGUACCGUCGUCAUCGAGGUAAUCGCGAAGUUACGGCGAUUAUAUACACUCAUCCACACGGGGAUCAUUACGGAGGGGCGCGUGGGGUACUUCCCGAGGAGAAACCAAUGGUUCCGAUAUAUGCACCAAAGGAUUUUAUGUUCCAUGCGGUCAGCGAAAAUGUGAUCGCCGGUCCACCGAUGGGUCGAAGAUCCGGUUUCCAAUUUGGUGGCCGCCUGGAGAUAGGCCCGAAGGGACAUGUGGCGUGUGGUACUUGUCUUGGUACUUCCAAAGGGUCAAGGGAGUUGAUCCCACCGAAUAAGGAUAUCAUAAAAACCGGCCAGGAGGAAGUGAUUGAUGGUGUCCGAUUCCUCUUCCAAAUGACGCCUGGCACUGAAGCGCCUGCCGAGAUGAACUUCCUUAUUCCAGACCGACGCGCGCUGUGCAUCUCUGAAAACGCCAGUCAAAGUCUACACAAUAUCACUGCCCUGCGCGGGUCACAGGUUCGAGAUGCGCAGGCAUGGAGUGAAUAUCUGGACGAAGCCAUCGUGCUCUUCACUGAAGAUGUGGAAGUCUGUUUUGGUGGUCAUAACUGGCCAACUUGGGGCAAAGAAAGUGUUGUUCGCUUUCUGUCCGAGCAGCGUGAUCUAUACGCCUACCUCCACAAUCAAACGGUUCUCAUGAUGAGCCAGGGCCUUACGGGCACUGAAAUUGCCGAGGAGUUGACCCUUCCCGAAGGCCUACAAACGGCCUGGCAUGCUCAGAGUUUCUAUGGCUCCCUCAACCAGAAUGUGAAGAGUAUCUAUCAGCGUUACAUGGGGUGGUACGAUGGAAAUCCCGCUCACUUGUGGGAAUAUCCGCCAGUUCAACUAGCAGAGCGAUACGUCGCUUGUAUGGGAGGCAUAGAUGAAACAGUUCGCAAGGCAUCAGAGUUUGUUGAUCGAGGCGACCUCAGGUUCGCCGUAGCCUUGCUCAACCACGCUGUCUUCUCCCAGCCAGCACAUACCGAAGCGAAGGAACGGUUGGCCUGUGUAUAUGAGCAGCUAGCUUGGUGCUCUAUGUGUGCUCCGUGGAGGGAUAGCUACCUGGUUGCUGCUCUUGAGCUACGCAAGGGUUCUCCCAAGGCGGCUCCGGCGCAAAUCAGCGGCGGUGUUCUAGUUGCUGCGAAUGUCGACCAGAUCCUUUCAUCGCUUGCAGUGCGGAUAGAUGGUCUGCGCGCACAGCAUGAAACUAUAGCAGUAGAUUUGGACAUCACUGACAGCAACGAGAAUUACCGGAUAUUCUUAAGCAAUGGCGCCCUAAUCCGCCGAAAGAACAGCCCAGCAAACCGAAGAGAUGGCACCGCGGCUUGCUCCCUCACCAAGGGCCAAUUGUUGACGACUCUUAGUACAGGCCGUUUGCCUCAGGAGGUCGAAAGGAUGGAAGAGGACGGUAUUGAGAAACUGCGACUGAUCGUCUCGUUUAUAAGGCUUCCGGUCGCUGGAUUCAAUAUUGUAACACCGUGA
Molecule: messenger RNA, 1827 nt
Organism: Penicillium canescens
Lineage: Eukaryota; Fungi; Ascomycota; Eurotiomycetes; Eurotiales; Aspergillaceae
Product: alkyl/aryl-sulfatase
Exons: 1
Coding region: 1-1827 (608 amino acids)
Biological process (GO): dodecyl sulfate metabolic process
Molecular function (GO): protein dimerization activity; linear primary-alkylsulfatase activity
Source: RefSeq, a predicted model, not a curated record